Messenger RNA from Drosophila virilis, 902 nucleotides. RefSeq lists its product as uncharacterized. Lineage: Eukaryota; Metazoa; Arthropoda; Insecta; Diptera; Drosophilidae. The record is from RefSeq and is a predicted model, not a curated record.
UUUUAUGUUGUCACAUCUGCUACAACCAGAUACAAUUUUGAAUCAACUGUUAGGAGUUAGGCAAAAUUGUUAAGCGUUUACAAAGUGCCCAUCUGUAAAUUAAAAAGUUCCGAAUGGCCGCCAAAAAUAUUAAUAAAAUUAACAGUAUGAGCCUUUUUGGCUUAGCCCAAAGACUACCAACAACUCCUUAUUCAGGUUGCGCUUCCCAUCGUUAUGUGACAUCUUUUAAGCAGUUGAAGAAACCAAUAACCGAACCCGAUUACUCUAAAUUCAUAAGCAAAAACUCUGCAAUAAGUCUGAUUAAUGAGGAAAGAUCACGAAAAAGUAUGCCCACAGAGAAACGGCUUGAGACUCAUCUGGCUGCCGAGCAAGUCCGCAAAUGCAAUGAGAUACUCAAGGAGCACUAUCUACAGAGGCGGAAACUGCAAGAGAAAAUAUUGAGCGGAGUAGACAUACAGGAACCUACUUUGUCAAAGAAACUAAAAGAUCUCAUGGCCCACGAGGCUGUGAGCUCAACUAAAAAUCAUUAUAAAGUCGAAAAUCUCAGGCGGUUUAAUGGUAUGGAAAACAACCGCUGCCUAGUCGACUGUAGGCCACAGACUAGUGGCUUUGUAAGGCGCUGGCACAUGAGAAUACCAGCACGCAUGCUAAGUGAAUAUGAUCAAAAACAUCUAAGUGAAUUGGAUAUGACCAUAUUGAGCAAACGUGGCCGCAAAGUAGACAAAAUUGUAAAGCCUCCCGAAAAAAAACAUCAAGCAACACCAUCGCCCAACAAAAGCAAUGAGCCAGAAAAUAAAUUAUUUAUGGAAAACAGUAAGAACCAAAGGAUGUGGCAAAUAGGUUCUCGUAAAAUUCCACGUUUGGACUAAUUGGCUACCCUACAUACGAUAGAUAGAUAUUUA